Molecule: messenger RNA, 4611 nt
Organism: Poecile atricapillus (Black-capped chickadee)
Lineage: Eukaryota; Metazoa; Chordata; Aves; Passeriformes; Paridae
Product: tropomodulin-2
Exons: 10
Coding region: 208-1263 (351 amino acids)
Biological process (GO): muscle contraction; myofibril assembly; pointed-end actin filament capping
Cellular component (GO): striated muscle thin filament; myofibril
Molecular function (GO): tropomyosin binding
Source: RefSeq, a predicted model, not a curated record
CCCACCUGCAGCCGCCGGCGCCGGGCUCGGGGCGCGGAGGGGCGCGCAGGCGGCGGGCGGCGCCGGGCUCGGGCGCGGAGCGGCGCGCAGGCGGCGGCGGCCAGGCCCGGCCCCGCGGCGGGUGAGCGAGGCCGGAGCAGCUCGCUACCCCUGGAUGGUUGAAGUCCCGGGCAGCAGCAGCAGCAGUCGAGCAGUGCAGCAGGAGCCAUGUCUCUGCCCUUCCGAAAGGAGCUGGAGAAGUACAAGAACAUCAACGAGGAUGAAAUACUCAGCAAGCUCUCAGAGGAUGAACUGAAGCAGCUAGAGCAUGUUCUCGAUGACCUUGAUCCUGAGAAUGCCCUGCUUCCAGCGGGAUUUCGGCAAAAGGACCAGACCACUAAAGCUGCCACGGGCCCCUUCGACAGAGAGCGCCUGCUCUCCUACCUGGAGAAGCAAGCGCUGGAGCACAAGGACAGAGAAGACUUUGUGCCCUUUACAGGGGAAAAGAAAGGAAAAAUAUUUAUCCCUAAAGAAAAGCCCGUAGAAACCCGCACAGAAGAGAAAGUGACCCUGGAUCCAGAACUAGAAGAGGCCCUGGCCAGUGCUUCAGAUACCGAGCUCUAUGACCUUGCAGCUGUUCUUGGAGUGCACAACAUGGUCAACAACCCAAAAUUCGAUGAAGCAGGAGCCCGCGGUAAAGAUGGAAAAGGAAUCGUGAGAAAUGUGGUGAAAGGUGAAAAGGUCAAGCCCAUCUUUGAGGAGCCACCUAAUCCAACCAAUGUGGAAGCAAGUUUACAAAGGAUAAAAGCAAAUGAUCCUAGUCUCACAGAAAUUAAUCUCAACAACAUAAAGAAUAUUCCUAUUCCAACACUGAAAGAAUUUGCAAAAGCUCUGGAAACCAACACACAUGUGAAGACAUUCAGCCUUGCAGCUACUCGAAGCAAUGACCCCGUAGCUAUUGCAUUUGCAGAUAUGUUGAAAGUGAACAAAACACUGAAGAGUCUGAAUGUAGAAUCCAACUUCAUCACUGGGACGGGGAUUUUGGCACUGAUUGAUGCACUGAAAAAGAAUGAAUCCCUAACAGAGAUUAAAAUUGACAACCAGAGGCAGCAGCUUGGGACAGCUGUAGAGAUGGAGAUUGCCAAGAUGCUGGAGGAGAACUCCAGGAUUCUCAAGUUUGGAUACCAGUUCACAAAACAAGGUCCAAGAACCAGGGUAGCAGCAGCUAUCACUAAAAACAAUGAUCUGGUUCGGAAGAAGCGCGUGGAAGGGGAGCGGCAGUAGCCACAGCGUCGAGGACAGCGGGCAGGACUGGAGGCCACCACCAGCUGCAGUCUCAGAGUGCUCACUGCUCAGAAGGGAAGGCACUGGAAAACGAUUACAAUGGGAGUUGCUGAUUUCUGUUAAUGUCUCCUUUUAACCUUGAAAACAGAGCCUGUCCAUUUUCAAUUUUCAUGGUUAAUUUAAUUCUUAUGAGAAAGGUUCAUAGUUGGUUUGAUUUUAAUCAAGAAAAUGGUUUGCAGUAUGUGAAGCCAAUAUGCAGCAUCAUAACUGUGUUACUGAGCAUAACAUAUAGUGACUGUGACCCUUAUUUUAGACACUUUUUGAUAUAUAAAAAUAUGACCUUGUAUAUGGAUAAGGGAUUCUACGCUGAAAAUAGAAAUUUUAGGGCCAAGUUCUGCAAUGCCUUAUGUUUGUGAAUAAUCCUUACUUAUGUGUAUAGUCCUGCUGAACUGAAUCCUGCAAUGGGCUGCUCCCUGGAGUAGAACUAGUGGUGCCAGUACAGAUUUGCAGGUUCACACCCUUGAGCCUCUCUCCUGCAGUGGGAUCUGGGCAGCUGGAGCCGCCUUGGAACAGCCCCUGCCCCCCUUGUUGGGUCUCCACCCGUCCAGCUCCCAGUGCAGGGUCACGCCUAGACCUACAAACAUUGUCAAAGCCUACUUGUUUACAUGAGCUUCGGUUAUUUUAGGUUAUUUUGCAAUGUUACACUGAUGUUUUUUAUUCUUAUUCCAAAUUGUAAAGUAAUAUUAGUGCUGCCAAUCCUAGAGAUGUUGAAUGUUUUUGUGUUUUUUUUCUAGGCCAACAAAUUUUUGUUUGCUACUAGAAUGCACAGUUUACAGCUAGUGAUCUUAACCUAAACAAGUAUUCUGAGCAAUAUUUGUUUUGCUUUGAGCCAUGAGUUUGACUUUUUUUCAGUUCUGGUAUUUAUGUACAUUUGUUAGCAUUUUAGGACUGUUCUCAGGACCUUUUAGAUGAAGAUUAAUUAAAUACUUAAUCCAGGAGAGCCACUGUGCUGUCAGGAAAAGACACUAAAGGGGUAGUUUUUUGACAGCUACAUAACUGACAUUUAUAUGCUGCAGUUGAGGUUUGUCCCUGUAUCACAAGGCACGUGGCUAUUUGUGCCAGUGUUUAUCUGAAUAAGGGCAGAUUUAAACACAUGCACAAAUGCUUUGCUAAAUCAUGGCCUUAACUUACAUGCUGGACAUUACCUUAACCCAGUUGAAAACACUCACAAAGCAGCAGCUAACCCCAGUGCUCAACAGCACCAAAAUUUCAGUAAGAAUUCAGUCUGAUGUUUCGUCUUGUGCAUUUUACCAUCUAAAACUACUCUCUACCACAGUUGUAUCACUGCCAAGAGCUGACUAACAGCCAGAGGUUCAUUCUGGUUGUACAUGCACAUGCUGUGAGAGUGAAGGGACGCUCAGGUCAGGUGUGUCACACACCCCAAGCUUUCAGAGAGCUGCAGAGCUGUGGCCAGCAUUACCUGGGGCACACUGGCUCUCUGAGAGCAGGGAUGAAGUGCUGCUUGCUUGGGGCAGUGCUGGACACCACGGCCACUGCAGGAUGCUCCUGAGCCAGCAGGGACUGCUGUGGGCACUGUGCAGCUGGGCAUUCAGGGAUCAGAGGCCUGGGGAGCCCCACAGCAGGUGCUGGAUGCUUGGCACACUUCCCUGAGCGAGUUUUCAUCUUGCUGGGGGGUGAGCUAACAGGAUGAACCCUCCCUCUGUGCCUUUUAUAACAGAAAUGAGUAGGUUCAAGGCAAAGCUCUUCCUGUUGGAUACUGGUCUUUGUAGCUGGGUCCAAAGUGAAAAACACUCACUGAAAUCCCACUUAAAAUACUUGGCUAAAGUGGUCUGCUGAGGUGGGAUAUAAACUGCAGUAGCCACAGUUUACUUCCCUGAGAGCUCCCAGUCUCUAGAAUUUCCACUUCUUCCCUUCCUCAGAAUAAACUGAAACCUUUGCUUUGCAAGUGAAAACCAAAACACACAGGGGAGUCUUACUAAGGUCUUCCCUGGAUCCAUGUAGGAUUUGCUGUGAAAAACUUUGAUAUCCCAUUUAAAAAAAAAAUACAAAUUCUGUAAUAAGUCAUAACUCUGCACGGGCUUAAAUAGAAUCCUUAAUAAAACAUUUGGAUUACAAGGGGAAUACUGGGCUUUGCACCAUGAAGUUUCAUGGGUGAGAAGAAUCUUCAUCCACAAUGCCUAAAGAUUAUGUUAUUUAUAACCUUCAGUGACAGGAAUCACACUGCCCCUAAUUUCUUGUUCUUUUCCUUUGAUCCAACCAGGGGAAUCCCAAUUAUCAAUCAAUUUUUUGAAGAUUUUUUAUUUAUUUUUUUUUCUUUAAGAGUGGUACGUAUCUGUGUUUAAGGGAAACAAGUGCAAUCCAUAUCUAGUCUUAAUUGCCAUUGACAGUGUUGGUAUUUGCAUGCAGCAGUUUCACAAGGGUGGGUUGCUCUGACUGCUUCAUGGUGUUUGCAGCAUGUCCUGUAUGGCUUUGCUCAGAGCCACGCUCGUGGUUAUGCAGUCAGGUGGCUCCAUGUGUGUUUUGCAGCCCCAGUUGGCACCAUGGACUGAGGUACAUGGCUGGGGAAAGCCCUGUGGGCUCUCCAUCCCUCCAUCUGCCAUGCCCUUUGCACAGCCACGGUUCCUCUGCAGGGAGGAGCCUCACUCUGGAGGGACCAUCUCAAACAGCAGCCCCAGCAUGUGUGAGGAGAGCUCCCAAGCCCUGGCUGCUUUCUCCAGGCAGGGGGCUCAGUGACCAGGGAUGUCUGUCCUGCCUCUUCCAUGUGCUCCACACAAGAGCUUGGUUGUCACCAGCCCUGAGUGUCACAGGUCAGACAUUGCAACAACAGCACACAGUGGUGAUGCUUGGGGGCAGAUUUUCAUACUAAUACAGGAUUAUUUAGCUGGUUAAAAAUCUCUGCAACUAACAUGAAGGGGGGCAGGAUGUGAUGAGUUAUUUCACAUCCUACUACAGACAACAUCUGGCAUUGUCAAUGCUGAAUGGGGAACAGGGACAGAAGAGUCCUUUUUUCUCAAGCAAACAUUCAGGAGUAACUUUGUCUGUUUUUGCACAUUGCUUCUCGUGUUGACUGCUUAAGUUUGGUUUGUAUUUUUUAUACAGUUUUUUCAUGGAAAAUCUCAACUUUGUGUGUGUCCUAACAUCCACGUGAAGUGUAGCGUGCACUGAGGACCAUAUGUGUACAUGUAUAAAUGAUGAUGUUAUCUCUGGAACAAAAGUAACUGCAUGCGCACAGUGUGGUGCAUAUUACUCAAGAGGAAGAGAAUUACCAUGCUAUGUAACAGUGACUCCCCAGCAUUGUGGUUUUUCUAAAUAAACCUUCACAAAGGA